Gossypium raimondii (Peruvian cotton) is the source of this 1564-nucleotide messenger RNA. RefSeq lists its product as uncharacterized. Lineage: Eukaryota; Viridiplantae; Streptophyta; Magnoliopsida; Malvales; Malvaceae. The transcript has 8 exons. The record is from RefSeq and is a predicted model, not a curated record. The coding region runs from base 123 to 1292 and encodes 389 amino acids.
GGCAGCCAAUCAUUUUUCUCUGGCUCACGUUAACCGGUUCACCUCGGCUUCAAACCGAAGCAACCACGCCACAACAUUUCUCCACGUAAACUAAAGCAGCAACUCUCGUUUAUUGAAAAUUAAUGGCUACCACUCACCUUACAACUCAAAUUCUCCGGCAAGCCCCUCCUGUUUGCGGAAGUUUCCGACGUGUUACCACCACCGGACUCUCUUCUAGUUCUCCUCUUACUAUAACCUUUAAGACAAGAAAAGAACCAAGUCCGAAGAACCAAAAGUUCAAGUGGGCACGUAAGUUAAGCUUAGUGGAGGAAAGCAGCCCGCCAAAACCAACUGUUGAUGUUGAAGGGUUAGCUACUUUCUUGUACGAUGAUCUUCCCCAUCUGUUUGAUGAUCAAGGGAUUGAUAGGACGGCAUAUGACGAACAAGUCAAGUUUAGGGACCCUAUAACAAAGCAUGAUACAAUUAGUGGUUAUUUGUUUAACAUUUCUUUGUUGAAAGUCCUCUUUAGGCCCCUGUUUCAAUUGCAUUGGGUCAAGCAGACAGGACCUUAUGAGAUAACAACAAGGUGGACUAUGGUGAUGAAGUUCAUGCCCUUGCCAUGGAAGCCUGAGCUGGUCUUUACUGGAACUUCUGUCAUGGGAAUUAACCCAAACAAUGGAAAAUUUUGUAGCCAUGUGGACUUUUGGGAUUCUAUAGAGAACAAUGAGUAUUUUUCACUAGAAGGUUUAUGGGAUGUGUUUAGGCAGUUGCGGGUUUAUAAGACUCCUGACUUGGAGACACCCAGAUAUCAGAUACUAAAGAGGACUGCAAAUUAUGAGGUAAGGAAAUAUGAACCAUUCAUAGUGGUAGAAACAAUUGGAGAGAAGCUAUCAGGAUCAAAUGGCUUUAAUGCUGUUGCUGGGUAUAUAUUUGGUAAGAAUUCAACAACAGAGAAGAUACCAAUGACUACUCCUGUGUUUACCCACGCACUUGAUCCCGAACUAUCCGAUGUAUCCAUCCAAAUUGUUCUACCAUCUGAGAAAGAUAUAAGCAGUCUGCCAGAUCCUAGUCAAGAAACAGUUAAGUUGAGAAAAGUGGAAGGAGGGGUUGCUGCAGCGUUGAAGUUCAGUGGAAAACCAACAGAGGAUGUUGUUCGUGAGAAAGAGAAAGCAUUGCGCUCUAAUCUUAUGAAAGAUGGUCUUAAACCAAGGAUAGGUUGUAUGCUUGCCCGUUACAAUGAUCCGGGACGAACAUGGAGCUUUACAAUGAGAAAUGAAGUGCUGAUUUGGCUUGAAGAGUUCUCUUUGGAUUAGCAACAAUACUCGCUGCCGAUCUGUCAGACCUGGAAGUGGUAAUUAAAGAACCGGCAUAGGCUGUACCGGAAACUUGCAAUGUAAUCAUUUUGUUCUUGACAAAGGUCAUGGAUAUGUAGCAAAUUAAACUAUCCAAAAAUGAAAAAUUGUAAAACCUUAGCAUUCUCGAAAAAUACAUACCGGCGGACGGUAAGAUCGAACCCGAUCUUACACAUUCCCCGACAGCAUAGGUUUUGCUUUAUGUUACAAGAAUGAAAGCCUGAGAUUGUAUA